UUAUGAUAAAGAGAUUGAUAUUGUAGAUGUAAAAAGAAAAAGAGAAGAGCAGACAAAAAAAGAAUUAGAAGAAGUUUUAACAAGAACUCAACAUCUAAUUACUCAGAUAAUAGACCUAAAACAAUAUCUAAAGAAGACUAUGAAAA
Molecule: messenger RNA, 146 nt
Organism: Scutellospora calospora
Lineage: Eukaryota; Fungi; Glomeromycota; Glomeromycetes; Diversisporales; Gigasporaceae
Source: the annotation of a GenBank genome assembly